This is a messenger RNA of Lolium perenne, 456 nucleotides long. Its product is annotated as pectinesterase inhibitor 12-like. The record is from RefSeq and is a predicted model, not a curated record. NCBI's taxonomy places the organism in Eukaryota, Viridiplantae, Streptophyta, Magnoliopsida, Poales, Poaceae.
AUGAACAUGGCCCUCGCCGCCACUACCGUGCUUGUGCUGAUCCUUGGCAGCGCCAGCGCCGGCACGGUGGACAUGGCCGCGACCUGCAAGGCAGCGGCGACCAACGAUGCAGGAGUGAACCUUGAGCUAUGCAUGUCGAGGCUGGGCAACAGCACAGCCUCUGACGCGUGGGGUCUGGCCCAGGUGGCCUGUGACGCGUGCAUCAGCAGCAGCAUCGUCUACCGCGGCGACCUCGUGGACCUCACGCUACAGCUGGAGGUGGGCAACAAGGAACUCAAGCCACUGGUGGAGCCACUCUCCGAGUGUGGCUCGCAUUCAGCUCAUACUCGCGAUUCCUUUGAGGAGGCCAAGAAGGAGGUCAAGCAAAACUCGUACGCGGCGGCCAUCAAGCAGCUGGACGACGGGAUCUCGUGGACGGAGAAGUGUAGCGCGGGGAUCACAGCCGUCCAGGGGUAA